UAAUCAUUGUACAGUUUUCCCGUGAAUGUUGUCUGUUGGUGGGCUCGUCUCUGGAGCUCCGGCACCCGCUCCUCUCUGGUUUCGACACGGUGAAAAUGAGCGACCAUCUGAGAACACUGCUGCAGCUGUCCAGUCAACUUCUGUGGGUGGUGGGGUUGGUGGUGGGCUUGAGUGGAGGCUACCUGCUGCUGAAGUACAAUGAGUACAGCUUGUUUUUCCCUAAGGACGACAUCACGAUGCCAGCAGUCCUUACUCUGGCCAGCACUGCUGUUCUAUUGGUCUGUGGGCUCCUGGGCUCGUGGCUCAGUGUCAAGGAGUCUACUUUUCUGCAGGGACUGUUUGUUUUUCUCUUAGUUGUGGUCUUUUGUCUUCAAAGUUCUGCGUCGGCGUUGGCUUACUAUCAUUCUGGAAAGCUGGAUUCAGAGAUGACUUUCUUGGCUGAGGUCUUUCACAACUAUACAGGCAGCAGUCUGGACGACAUCUCUCGAGCUGUGGAUGCUACACAGGAAAAUUUGCGCUGUUGUGGUAUCACAGGCUACAGGGAUUGGAGGGAAACCCUCUGGUUCAACCAGACUGGAGGACACUUUGUUCCUCACAGCUGCUGCAACUCGAGCUUCCAAUUCUGCAAUGGAUCUAUUGACAAUCCAUGGUAUCUUUACUCUCAGGGCUGCCAGGUGGCGCUAGAGAGUGCAUUUCAGUUUGUGCUGAGUUUCAUCUACUGGGGUGGACUAAUUGUUUUUCUGUCAGAGGUUCUGGUUUAUCUGACAGUGGUGCAGCUAAUGGAAGACAAUGCCAAUAUCGAAUAUCACAUACUGAGCAAACACAGAACACACUUCUGUGUUGUGCGCUGAUUGUGUAGCUUGACAGUGUGUCAACAUACAGCAGGAGUGUUAAUGUGACUCCUACUUAUGAUUGAAGCCAUACAUGUGACACUUAAGUGUUUUGGAAAAUUGAAGUUUAUCAAAUUCUUGCACAUCAUCUGUGACAGUAAUUGCUGGAAAAAUGAGAAAAUCACGUUUUAUUUGCACUAUAUCUGGAACUUUUGCUACUCUGAGAAAUCUGAGGUGCCAAAGAAAGUGUCUUAGGUGUUUUCUCUUUGUACUGUAUUGUAUUGUGUUGUUUUUCUUCACAAUUUACAUUCUCUGAUCAUUUUGAUCAAAUUUAAUUUCUUCAUGGUAAGUG
Messenger RNA from Cynoglossus semilaevis (tongue sole), 1182 nucleotides. It is a transcript of the gene tspan37, whose product is annotated as tetraspanin 37. The record is from RefSeq and is a predicted model, not a curated record. The coding region runs from base 96 to 851 and encodes 251 amino acids. NCBI's taxonomy places the organism in Eukaryota, Metazoa, Chordata, Actinopteri, Pleuronectiformes, Cynoglossidae. Gene Ontology annotation, cellular component: plasma membrane. The transcript has 7 exons.